This is a messenger RNA of Carica papaya (papaya), 855 nucleotides long. The record is from RefSeq and is a predicted model, not a curated record. Lineage: Eukaryota; Viridiplantae; Streptophyta; Magnoliopsida; Brassicales; Caricaceae.
UCGUUUGGGGGUUGGCGGCUGGGAGGGGUUUGCAGGUUAAGAAGGAGAGAGAGAGAGAAAAAGAGAGGGAUGAAAAAGAAAAACGGAAGGAGAAGGAAAGGAAGGAGAAAGAGAGAGAACGUGAGAAGGAAAAGGGGAAGGAACGUGGUAGGAAGGAAGAAACAGAUAGUGAGAAUGUAGAUAUGACUGACAGCUACAAGGAGGACAAGAAAAAGAAGGAUAGAAAACACCGGAGACGGCGUCACAGUUCUGCUGAUGAUGUGAGUUCUGACAAGGAUGAUAGGGAGGAGUCUAAAAAAUCUCGUAGACAUGGCAGUGACCGUAAAAAAUCUAGGAAGCAUGCGUAUUCACCUGAAUCGGAUAGUGAAAGCCGGCAUAAAAGACACAAACGGGAUCACCGCGAUGGUUCCCGUCGAAAUGAGGAGCUAGAGGACGGGGAGCUCGGUGAGGAUGGGGAAAUUCAGUAGGCCAUAUUAGUCCGUAACUUAUAGAAGUACAUGAUAUAUAUACUGUAGGGGACCUUGAACCCCAAAUGCUUUCAGUUUGAACUUCUUGAGAUGGUUGCUCCCACAUUUCCUAUUUUGAUAAAUGAUGCCGUGGUUUAUUGUGAAAGCCAUUGUUAUUUUGUGUGAGCUGAUAUGAUGGAAAUAUUUUACCUCGAUUUUUUGGGGUAGUGAUCGGCAAUAUGAUUAGGUAAAAGAUAGGACAGAAUUAGUGGUAGCCUGAAAAAGGAUAAUCAAAUAUCUAGGAAGUCCAGACAGAACAUAGUUAUUAUGUCCUCAGGACGACCCUAGAAUUGUGUAUGAUUUGUAAUUGGGAUGUCAAGGUAAUGGCAACUUUUAUGUGAAAUUUUAA